AUGGUUUCUGGAAAGCGUGAUGAGUGCAGAUGCCCGGAUAAUGACAUCAUAGCAGACGCCAUAUUUGUUAUUCUGAUACUGAGACUAAUCGCAACUCUACUUUGACGGACGUAACCGUAACCGGAUUCUGCCAAUAAAGGAACGACCAUGUCAGGAGUACCAGGUGGCCCGCCUACAGCGCGGGAGCAGAGCAAACGUCUGCAGCAGACACAAGCACAAGUUGAUGAGGUUGUAGACAUCAUGAGAGUAAAUGUGGAUAAAGUCUUGGAGCGUGAUCAGAAAAUCUCUGAAUUAGACGAUAGAGCAGAUGCACUUCAGGCUGGAGCUUCACAAUUUGAAGCCAGUGCUGGCAAGUUGAAACGAAAAUAUUGGUGGAAAAACUGUAAAAUGUGGCUUAUUCUUAUUGGUGUUAUUGUUGUGAUAAUUAUCAUUAUUGUUGUGUGGGUGGUCAGCAGCACAAAGUCUAGUGGUGGUGGAGGUGGCGAUACACCUACAGCUGCUCCUUCUGGUACAACAACUAUUACCCCAGUGAGAGACCAGAAUUCACCUUAAGGACCAAUCGUUCCAUAACCAGAGCCCUUAAUAUGGGAGUUGGAACUGUGGGAUAUAGGAUUCUCUUUCUGGCUGGUGUGAUUAAAGGCCAUCAUUCUUGGUAUCACCAAACAAUUACAGUUCUUUUCCUUGAGGAAAGUAACAUUUUAUUUCUUCCCCUUUUGUUUCUUUUUCCCCAUGUUGCUCAUUUCCACAAUCAGCCAUUUCUUCUUGCUAAUGAUAUCAAGCUGUUGUUUUGUUUAAAUUUUAUCAGGCCUGGUAGUUCUUCAGAACAUGUAAUUGUCCAUCUGUUUCAAUGCUGAAAACUUACAGUUGUUGGUGAGAUAAGAUGUUAGGAUGAUGUUCCAUAAGAUCUCUUUUAAAUAGGCUUCUGCUGAAACCUUUAAAUACUUUUGUACUUUACUUUUAUUGUCACACUCUGAUGUUAUUGCUAACCAGAGUGUUUCUGGGGUUUUGUUUAUUGCAAGAUAAUAAUUCCCCCAAAUCUGAGCAUUUAUACCCUUCUUGUUUGCAAUGUCCAUGUCUUCAGAUGUCAGCAUUCUCAUUCACCAAAAAAUGUCAAAACUGCAAAAUCAUUUUAGUAUAAGGCUGUGGUUACUAGCUGCAGCCAGUUAGCUGGAAGGAUAAAUAUAGCCCUCUACUAUAACGAGGUCACAGUUAUAAACUCUUUGAUCAUGGGAUAGUCUGUUUUAUGGCUUGGAUAUUGUGAAUGGGCGUUACUACCAUCAGCUCAAAUUCUGAUAAUGAUGAUCUUGUAGUGAACCCAGCUGUCAUAAAGAAGAAAAAGUACUUUAGAAACCCGAAGUCUCCAUGCAUAUUCUUUAUUGUCACUCCUUCCAUCAUUUAGUAUGAUAGUUCAAUGCUGCACUUUGUUAGGUAUUCACCUGUAUUUUUCCCCCUUAAUUUUAGAUUUGAGAUUUGUGUGCAUCGGUAUCCUUAGUGAUCAUGCAUUUCACCAUUAUCACACCACAGUCUCAUCAGAUUUGCCAUUUAUGGAUUUGGGUUAAGGUACAGUAUCAGACUUUUUAUUGAUUAAAUUCCAUGUUGGCUUUUUGCAUUUUCACACAUGUGUCAUCAGAAUCUCCAGCAGGGGUGUACUGUUGUUAGCAUUGCACAUAAAUCAAUAACAGUUUAGUUUAGACAGUUUUCCUCCACUUGUGUUUAUAAUCCCAUAAGCACAUAACAGAGAGGCCUGCACAUGCUAACUGUUCUUAUCAAGAGUAGAUGUAUUGUUGAAUUGGGUACACAAUAUAUUAACAUGUUAUUUGACCUGUACUGUGAAUGGCUUAAUGUCCAUUAGAAUAUCUUAAGUUGUCACAAAAUGUGAAUAGUUCCCUGUUUUAGAGCCAAGGCUGCUUUCUUUGAGCCUUCAUGAUGGCAGUACAACUUGGGGAUACAAACUUGGUUGGGGAAAUUCGGUAAUAAUUUGGGAAGGGUGUGUAGGUCAUUGUGUUAAUUGGGAUCACUUUCACUCUCAUGCUAAAAGACAGCAAUGGUUGCAUUGGUGUUGCACUUUAAAAGAAAUUUUUAUUUUGUUAAUACAUUGUUUGGUAAUUAUGUAAUUUUUAGAAAUCUUUUCACUUUGUUCUUGGUCGUGAAUGUUUUUUUUUCCUAUAAACUAUUGAGUUAGCUUUUGUCAUGUACAAAAUAUUGAAUCCACCAUUGAUAUAAAAUUUUCUCUUGCAAAAGAACAAGUUAGUAUGGCUAUUUUUAUUUGUUACAGCAGUAAUUGUUUAUCGAAGAAAAAACUUGCAGUGCAAUAAAGAGUGUGUGUGUGUUGAAGUGUUCAAAAAAUGAAGUUCAGCUGUUUUAAAAGUUCUAAGGGGUAAAACAGAGAAAAGGGUCUCAUUUAGUGGGGAAAGAGAGUCAUUGCUUCCCCUCCACAUUCUGAAUAACAGAUUUUUUGACCGAUUAUUAUUUAUUUUAUUGAUGUUUACAGACCUCUUAGAACAACACUGUGAGAGCCUCAAAUUGCAGUUGCACCUCUGUAAUAAGUAGAGAGUUCUCUUUUUAAGUUAUGGUGCUUAAUUCUUUUAGUAGUAGUAGCUGAUUGAAUUUCACCUCCAUUACAGUAUCAAUAGAUUGAUAACAAAUGUCCCACCUACCAUUAAAGUAAGACUUUAAAUCACCAGGCCUAUAAUAAUACAAGUUUGUUGGUCUUUAAGAUUUAAAUUUCUGGGAUAGUAGUCUUGUGGCAGAGCCUUGACCACUUCAUCCAAUUAUAAAAAAGGAAAAGGGGAGUGGUGUUUAUCUCUAUCUGUAACCACUUUGUUGAAUUAAAUUAUAAUUUUCAAAUGUUAUAUUUUCCGGUAGCAUCAAGUUAUUUUGAAAGUGUCAUAGUGAUACUGAUAGCAGCUUCCAGUUCACAUAUUUUACACUUGAUGGACUGUUGGUGUCUUUAUGACUGUAGUAACAGAACAGCAAGACUAUGAUGUGUUUCGAUACGAACAAGCUACAGCUUGUGAACAUAGUGACUUGAUUUUUCAGUUUAUAGUGAUUCAGCUGUUUUCUUACACCCAUUAUUCAGCUCUGCAUUAGGCUUACCUUCAUGUAUAGUGUUUGUUUAUAGUUAUUCCUAGCUGACCAAACGGCACAAUUACUAUUUCCUUGCAUUAGUUUUUUUUUUUUUCACUUUCUCCAAAAAUUGUGCAUGUUUGCUUACAGCAUUCUUUAGAUAAUGCAGAAUAUAUAAAGUGUGGACACAGUAAUUUUAGAUGGACAGCAUGGACAACACUUUGUUUGCGAAUCUCUACUGGCUUAAUUGCCUCUUUUUCAAAUUACAGGAAAGUUAUUGUUUACAUUCCUUUUAUCAGUACAUGUAAAUCUAUGAACCGUCAUACGUCUUAGAUUUAUGGCAAGUCUUUUUCAAAUGGUCCUGGAAAGAGCUGUUACGACUAAUACCAAGAGAUGCAUUUGUCAUCAUUUUUUGAUUGUGUUUUUUAUUCCCAUGUUUUCUUAUCCAUUUUGCAUCUUUCAUGUUGAUACUGUCUGCUGAUUGCAUAAAGAUGAAGCUGAUAUUUGUUUCCACAAGAGUUAUGCCUUCAGAAAAAUAUCUAUUACAAGCAUCUGUACCAAAAAUGAUAGCGAAAGAGAGAAAAAUCUGUGAAAAGACAGCAUGAAAAUAAUUGUUAAUAAUGGUUGAUUUCCAUGAAAAGUAGUUUACUAUUUUGUUAAUCCUAUGUUUUUGUGGUUUUAAGUUUUGCUAAAAAAUCCCCUCAACCGCCAUUUAAAAACAAGAAUUACUGAACAUUUUUUUAGUUUGAAGUUUCUCUUGGACAAGUCUUUGAUUAUUAAAGGGAAAAUUAGUUUAAGUUGUUUUUAUCUACAAUGUCCUGUUUGUUGGCUUUAGCAAAUAAUAUGCUGCCCAUGUUUUAACCUCCAAUACCACAUCUAAUCAUUUGAUGCCACACAUGCAUAUGUAAAUUUCUGCUGUGCUUCAAUUUUCUGCACUAACCAUUAUUGGUGAACAUGUAAGUGUAAUAUUUCUUUAUAUAGAGUUUUGCAUGCAGGUGUGAGAUUUGGCUACUGUGGCACAGGUGUAUAUUUAUUACAAGUGAUGUGGAGAUUUUUUUUUUGUGGGGUUGGGGGGAGGGAAUAAUAGGGGGAAGUGUUGCGUCAUGGUUGUAUUUACUCUUCUAGAUACCUUGAUAUCAGAGUUCUAUGGACUCCUAUUCCCUACUUUCCCUUUCAGUUUCUCUGUCAUAUCUUCUACCUUAAAUGUUUAUUUAUUCCCCUUUAUGUAGCUUACAUGUGCAGAGACGUCACAUUAAUAAUACAGUUUCAUAUAUGUACUAUAAUUUGUAAAUUGUCGAUGUAUGGAAUAAAAAGUAAACUAGGAGAA
Pomacea canaliculata is the source of this 4393-nucleotide messenger RNA. Its product is annotated as vesicle-associated membrane protein 3-like. Gene Ontology annotation, molecular function: syntaxin-1 binding; SNAP receptor activity. Bases 148 to 552 code for a protein of 134 amino acids. The transcript is spliced from 6 exons. The record is from RefSeq and is a predicted model, not a curated record. Gene Ontology annotation, cellular component: SNARE complex; plasma membrane. Gene Ontology annotation, biological process: vesicle fusion; vesicle-mediated transport; SNARE complex assembly. NCBI's taxonomy places the organism in Eukaryota, Metazoa, Mollusca, Gastropoda, Architaenioglossa, Ampullariidae.